Messenger RNA from Gossypium raimondii (Peruvian cotton), 780 nucleotides. RefSeq names its product DNA-directed RNA polymerases II, IV and V subunit 8B. NCBI's taxonomy places the organism in Eukaryota, Viridiplantae, Streptophyta, Magnoliopsida, Malvales, Malvaceae. Gene Ontology annotation, molecular function: DNA-directed RNA polymerase activity. Gene Ontology annotation, cellular component: RNA polymerase I complex; RNA polymerase II, core complex; RNA polymerase III complex. Gene Ontology annotation, biological process: DNA-templated transcription. The record is from RefSeq and is a predicted model, not a curated record. The coding region runs from base 139 to 576 and encodes 145 amino acids. The transcript is spliced from 4 exons.
CAGACCGAGCCUGAAUUUACCCUAGGUUUUGGGGUUCCCUUCUUUUAUAUAAAAGCUACAAAGCCACUCUCUUUGGUAUCUGUUGACUCUUGUUCAGAUAGUUUUUCUCUGUUUCGAGUGUUUAAAAUUUUGCAGACGAUGUCAAACUUAAUACUUUUUGAGGAUAUUUUUGUUGUUGAUAAGCUUGACCCAGAUGGUAAAAAGUUUGAUAAAGUUACCCGCAUUGAAGCACGGAGCCAGAACUGUGAUAUGUUCAUGCACCUCGAUGUAAAUACAGAGAUAUAUCCUAUGCAUGUUGGUGAUAAAUUCACAAUGGCGUUAUCUCACACGUUGAAUUUGGAUGGGACGCCUGAUACUGGCUAUUUCAAUCCGGGGAGGAAGUCUCUUGCAGAUAAGUAUGAGUAUGUCAUGCAUGGGAAGUUAUACAAGAUAUCCGAUGAUUCUUCAGGGAAAGGACUUAAAGCGGAGAUCUAUGUAUCAUAUGGUGGGCUUUUAAUGCUAUUGAGAGGAGAAGCUUCUCAUGUUUCCCACUUUGAACUUGACCAGAGGCUAUUUCUUCUCAUAAGGAAGCUCUGAAACUUUCUUUAUAUCGAGUGUUUCUCCGUUUAAGUCAGCUAAAAUUAUGUGAGCUUCUAGGCAGGUCUAUAGUAGUAGCGGUAUAAAAGGGGGACUUUUUGACAUCGAAUUUCCGAGCAGACUAUGCUUGAGUUGGAUAUAACUGUUGAUUUGUAUGUUAUGUGAGAACAAACCUAUGCAAUGCAUGUUGUUUGGUCUUGAUUA